UGAUAACCACCAUGUAUCUAGUGCAAUAUGCAGGAGGGUCUGGAAGGGAAUCCAGUUGCUGGUACAAUGAAAUACUUUUCAAGAAUCCUUGCUGUUGUUGCAGUUCCAGUUAUGAUAACUUUUCCCAAGGCAUUAUUCUGUUAUUGGCUCACCUCCAAUCUAUUUUCUCUUACCUAUGGAUUAGCAAUUAGACAGCCAGAUGUGAAGAAGUUACUGGCUCUUCCCGAGAUUCCUGUUCCACCUUCUGAUGCAUCACAACAUAAGUUCUCUCUGUUUUCAGCACUGAAACAAGAGACUGCUGUUAAAGCUGAACCUCCUGUGCCAUCUGAACCAUCAAAUCUAAGUCACAGAAGGAUAUCAUCAUCUUCUAUUAUCAAUCAAAGACUGAGAAGCCUAGAAAAACAAGUUAAAGGCAGAAAGAAAAACAAAAAAUGAAACAUGUUUGGCUGUCAUUCCUAUUUGCUCGCAUAUACAAGAGUAUAGCAGCCAGGUAGGUUGCACGCUUAACGUAAACUAUUUAAUAUUGGUGAUUCUAAGUAUCCUUUUAAUGCUUACUUGUUUAGAUUAAUUGUUUCAUCAGUAGUGUCAAACAGUUUACAGAUGAGUGUCCAUUGUAUUGACAAAUGAACUAGUUAGCAGACAGAUCAUGGAGGCCCAGUGUUGUUUGCAGAUGGAACUGCAAUGUUUGUGAUGUUAAUUCGGAUGUCAUGCAAAUCUGGUGUAGCUUGUUUUGGACCUUCCCUCUACUAUGCAAAACUAUUUAGCCAUUGUUGUCACUCAAUGAAUUUCUUGUAACUCACUCCAGUAUUAGUUGACUCAAUGUUAAUAAAUAACCGAGUCGAACA
Molecule: messenger RNA, 845 nt
Organism: Carica papaya (papaya)
Lineage: Eukaryota; Viridiplantae; Streptophyta; Magnoliopsida; Brassicales; Caricaceae
Source: RefSeq, a predicted model, not a curated record